AUGUCGGGGGAACAGCUGGCUGCCAUCAGCAUAGACGAGAUCAGCAAUGUGAGGGACGUGAAGGAUUAUCUCUCCAGGAACUUUGGUUUUCCUGUUUUCCUUCAGCAACUCCUAGAUAACGGCAGCAGUUUGGAUGAUUCAGCUCUGAUGCCUGUUCCCAUUGACCUGCAGCUAGUCUUGAAGUCCGUUUUCAGUGCUACAGAUCAGCAGGAGGCUGCAACCGAGCUUCUUCGUGCUUGUGCUACAGGGCAUUUCAACACUGUACGCUUGCUUCUAGAAGCCGGUACGAACAAGGACGCACAAGAUCGUAUGAGCCGCACUGGUCUCAUUCUUGCAGCUAAAUCUGGCCAUGUGGAGACUGUGCGCUUAUUGUUGGAAGCUGCUUCCAAUGUGAAUGCGAAGGGUGUGGACGGCUGCGGAGCUCUCAUGGUCGCGGCUCACAUUGACAAUGUGGAGAUCACACAGUUGCUGUUGGACGCUGGUGCUAACAAGGACCUGCAAGAUCUGGUGGGCAACACGGCUCUCCUUGUUGCAGCUCGUCUUGGCAACGUGAAGGUCGUGGAGUUGUUGUUGGAAGCUGGUUGUAAGAAGGACCUGCCAGACAGGAUGGGAAACACAG
Molecule: messenger RNA, 619 nt
Organism: Symbiodinium pilosum
Lineage: Eukaryota; Dinophyceae; Suessiales; Symbiodiniaceae
Source: the annotation of a GenBank genome assembly